CGGUCCCAGAGCACAAAUCCAACCAGCUACGUGUCUGCGCGCCAUUGACGUAUCCAUGGCAACAGCUUCUAGUGUUGAUCAUCCCAAGAUGGCGGACGCGGAAACAACCGCAACGCUCCCUGUUGCUACUGAACCCAAGAAACGUCGGGCGCCUAAAGGAAGAAAGCGGAUUAGGGUCCCUACAAAUAGGGCCAUUCCCAGUCUUGACGUGGCAAACGUGUGGAGCCCGUGCCGUUUCACAGUCGGCGAUGGAGUGGAUUUCCGUGAAGUAUCUGGAAUGGGCUCAAGUUCUAGCAGCAGAUCGGCAAAGCUCUUCUUGAGGCGAUGAAAGAUAAAAACAGAGGGGAGCUUUGGUGUAAUUCACACUGUAUAUUUUUUUUUUUAACACUCAGAGUUCGUUAACGAUACUCACCCCCCCACCAGUGUCAAUGGUAAAGCCUAGCACUGUAUUUCACAAUGCCUUCAAUCCUAUUUUUAGCCUCAGAGGAAGGUAGUAGGUGCAAGAUAACGGGAUUACCAGAAUCAGACUCGCUUGAAUUGGAAUUAUGUGUGUUUCCUUGUAAAAUGAAAUGUUGUACUCCACUGGGAAGAGGACUUGGAGGCGUUGUGGUUCGGUUCUCGAGGUUACCUAACCCUUUCUAAAGCUGGCUUUACAUUGUUCUGCUCAUUCCUUCAGCCUCCCUCUAUGACUCUGUCUCUAUACCCUCGCUCUUCUGUCACAAGCACCUGGCUUGCGAGAGACAUUGUUGCCCUGGCAACAGGGAGAAUAUCUCAACCUGUCGAGACAUUAAAUGAGAGACACGGGGGAGAGGAGGGGAAAAAAAGCACAGUUUGUAACGCAAAACUUGCUUACAAGAUUUUUAUGCUGUUCCUCCACCCAGCCCCAGAGCUUCCUAUUGUGGAGAGAAGGAACUGGUUAAUCCAUCAGCACUAUAUCCUCAAGGACUACGAUACCUGUAAGGUUAUCAUCAAAGACCAACUGCAGGAGACUAAUGGGAUGUGUGAAUAUGCCAUAUAUGUUCAAGCACUAAUCUUACGUCUUGAGGGCGAGAUCCAGCAGUCCCUGGAGCUGUUUCAGAGCUGUGCCAUCUUAAAUCCCAACAGCGCAGACAAUCUUAAGCAAGUGGCCCGAUCACUAUUUCUUCUGGGAAAGCACAAAGCAGCUAUUGAAUUCUAUCAUGAAGCUGCAAGGCUCAACGAGAACGACUGGGAAAUCAGUCAUAAUCUGGGAUUGUGCUAUUUCUUCAUCAAAGACUUCAAAAAUGCUGAGGAGCAUCUAAAGAUAGCUCUCAAGAUAAACAAGCACGACAAAACCUUCAUGAUGCUUGGGAAGGUUCACCUGCUGGCUGGAGAAACCGACAAGGCCAUAGAAGUGUACAAGAAAGCGGUGGAAUUUUCUCCAGAAAACACUGAAAUCCUCACAACACUGGGCCUGCUGUUUUUGCAGCUUGGGAAAUACCAGAAAGCAUUUGAACAUCUUGGGAAUGCCCUCACCUUUGACCCCAACAAUUAUAAGGCCAUCCUGGCUGCAGGCAGCAUGAUGCAGACCCAUGGUGACUUUGAUGUGGCUAUGAACAAGUACAGGGUGGCAGCAUGUGCUGUGCCGGAGAGUCCCCCUCUGUGGAACAACAUUGGCAUGUGCUUCUUUGGGAAAAAGAAAUAUGUAGCUGCCAUCAGCUGCCUGAAGCGGGCCCACUACUUGUCUCCUUUUGACUGGAAAGUGUUGUACAACCUUGGUCUGGUACACCUCACCAUGCAGCAGUAUGCCUCUGCCUUCCACUUCCUCAGCGCAGCCAUCAAUCUGAAUCCACGAAUGGGGGAGCUCUACAUGUUGCUGGCAGUUGCUCUGACCAACUUGGAGGAUGUCGAGAACGCCACCAGAUCUUACGAGCAAGCUGUGACUCUGGACGAAUCCAACCCCCUGGUUAACCUGAACUUUGCAAUCUUCCUCUAUAAUCAUGGAGACAAGAAGGGAGCUCUGGAUCAAUACCAGGAGAUGGAAAGGAAAGUCAACAUACUCCGAGACAGCAGUAGCAACUUUGAAUUUGAUCCUGAGCUAAUGGACAUGGCUCAGAAGAUGGGAGCUGCUCUACAGGUGACAGAAGCACUGGUGUGGACUAAACCAGGCAAGGACUCCAAAUCAAAACCAAAUUCUGCAGCAGCCACCAAAACCCCCGGUGCUCCCCUCGGUACUAACCAAGUCCUGGGUCAGGCCAUGUCUUCAGCCGCAAGCUACAGCAAAAACAUUCAGCUGUCAACAGGGGUAUCCAGAGGCCCUUCCAAUGCAGGAGAGCCAGAAGAUGAUGUACUGGAAGCCCCCAGCCCACCUUCCGAUCCUCCGGGAUCCCCAGAGCCCGCAGAGUCGGACAAUCCUAAACCCAGAACCUCCAAAAUGAAAUCAAAGGUGCAGGAAUGAAUUCUCUUGGUGGCUACAGUCUUACACUACGUGUGUCAUCUUUGAGGUCACCUAUUUGUAAUGGAGGACAAUUAAGCCUCUUUGAGCGCAGCCAAGCUACUGUAUUUGUGCUUUUUCUAGCUCAUGGUAGUUCAGUCUUGGUUUUAAUUUACCAGCACAGAAGUUUCACGUCCUGCUCCAACAUUUCCAUAUGAAAAGGGUGUGGUCGGUGUUCACUGUUAUGCCUCUCAUCUCAGAAAUAUCAGUACACAACUCACCGAUGUAAACCAACAGUUUUUUAACUUAGCUGUACAUAUUUGUACAUUUAAGAAUUCAAGAAAGAAAGUCUCUAUUCAGCAAAAUGGUGAUAACGGGCCUGUGAAGUUGCAAGCAUUCAUUUAUAAUGAGCUUAGCAAUAAAGUUAAAGGAUGGAUUUUAUUUGUACUGAUUGUCUGAUAUGAUCCAGUCAAUGUGAAGGAAAUGCUGUGACAAUCACUGCUACAAUGUGAGGAUAGAAUGGGAGCUUUUUCAAUUGUUCCUGGAUAUAUAUAGUUUGUUUGAUAGGACCUGAGUAUAAAUAGUGAUACAUGCUUUUAUAUGUGGAUAAGUGUUAUGUUUAUAGAGUAAUGUAUUUAAUAUUAAAUAAGAUUUUAAAUAAAA
Oreochromis niloticus (Nile tilapia) is the source of this 3055-nucleotide messenger RNA. RefSeq names its product Bardet-Biedl syndrome 4 (gene bbs4). The transcript has 17 exons. Gene Ontology annotation, molecular function: protein binding. The record is from RefSeq and is a predicted model, not a curated record. NCBI's taxonomy places the organism in Eukaryota, Metazoa, Chordata, Actinopteri, Cichliformes, Cichlidae. Gene Ontology annotation, cellular component: ciliary basal body. Gene Ontology annotation, biological process: protein localization to cilium; cilium assembly. The coding region runs from base 686 to 2416 and encodes 576 amino acids.